Molecule: messenger RNA, 837 nt
Organism: Menidia menidia (Atlantic silverside)
Lineage: Eukaryota; Metazoa; Chordata; Actinopteri; Atheriniformes; Atherinopsidae
Source: the annotation of a GenBank genome assembly
AUGAAGCACUGCGGUGAAAUUAUUGGGAUGUCUGGUGACGUAUCCGCGGCUCCGCCGUCUGCUCUGGAGGUUGUCAGCUUCGUGGGUAAAACAGUUGGCGCAGGCGCGGCACUGACAGCUGCUGUCUACUUACUCCGCAAAGUCUGCUUAAUAAUGGCCUGGAAAUCUGGAGGAGCCAGUCAUGCAGAGCUUGUCAACAAUCUCCGCAAAAAUGGCAUUAUUAAAUCCGACAAGGUGUAUGAAGUCAUGCUGGCCACAGACCGAGCACAUUUCUCUAGGUGUAACCCUUACAUGGACUCCCCGCAGUCAAUAGGUUAUCAAGCAACCAUCAGCGCUCCUCAUAUGCAUGCCUAUGCUCUGGAGCUCCUACACGACCAGCUGUAUGAGGGAGCCAAAGCUCUGGACGUUGGCUCGGGCAGUGGGAUCCUCUCCGCCUGCUUCGCACGAAUGGUAGGCCCUAAAGGGAAAGUUAUAGGAAUUGAUCACAUCAAAGAGCUGGUAGAUGAUUCUAUAAACAACUUGAAGAAAGACGACCCCAGUUUGAUAACUUCAGGCCGAGUCAAGCUAAUGGUGGGAGACGGGCGAAUGGGCCACCCAGAGGAGGCCCCCUACGACGCCAUUCACGUUGGUGCCGCCGCACCCACGGUCCCCCAAGCUCUUUUGGACCAGCUGAAGCCCGGCGGGCGGCUGAUUCUACCCGUGGGCCCGGCGGGGGGGAAUCAGAUGCUGGAGCAGUAUGACAAGUUGGAAGACGGAAGCACCAAAAUGAAGCCCUUGAUGGGGGUGAUUUAUGUGCCUUUAACAGACAGAGACAAGCAGUGGUCCAGGUGGAAGUGA